This is a messenger RNA of Mesitornis unicolor (brown roatelo), 897 nucleotides long. It is a transcript of the gene YIPF1, whose product is annotated as Yip1 domain family, member 1. Gene Ontology annotation, biological process: vesicle-mediated transport. Gene Ontology annotation, cellular component: membrane; Golgi apparatus. NCBI's taxonomy places the organism in Eukaryota, Metazoa, Chordata, Aves, Mesitornithiformes, Mesitornithidae. The annotation marks the transcript as partial. The record is from RefSeq and is a predicted model, not a curated record. Gene Ontology annotation, molecular function: small GTPase binding. The transcript has 7 exons.
AAUUUGACGAUGCAGCUAAUUUGCUUGCAGCAAAUCCUGACGCUACCACAAUAAGCAUCGAUGAGCCAGUUGAGAUCCCCAAGAAUCAGCACGGCUCUCUGCAGGAGCCAGGGAGAGAGGAGGAUGACGAAUUACUGGGGACUGAUGACUCCGAUAAAACAGAGCUGCUUGCGGGACAGAAGAAAAGUGCCCCUUUCUGGACAUUCGAGUACUACCAGACAUUCUUUGAUGUGGACACCUACCAGGUCCUGGACAGAAUCAAAGGUUCAGUUUUUCCAGUACCAGGGAAGAACUUUGUAAGGUUGUACAUCCGCAGCAAUCCCGACCUUUAUGGUCCCUUUUGGAUAUGUGCCACACUCGUUUUUACCAUUGCCGUUAGUGGCAAUCUCUCGAAUUUCUUCAUCCAUCUGGGCAAACCAACAUACCACUACGUGCCUGAGUUCCGAAAAGUGUCCAUAGCAGCGACGACGAUUUAUGCGUACGCUUGGCUUGUUCCCCUUGCUCUCUGGGGAUUCCUGGUGUGGAGGAACAGUAAAGUUAUGAACAUUGUCUCCUACUCGUUCCUGGAGAUAGUGUGUGUAUACGGCUACUCGCUCUUCAUUUACAUUCCCACAGCGAUUUUAUGGAUCAUUCCAGAAAAAGUGGUGCGCUGGGGGCUGAUGAUGUUCUCCCUGUGCCUUUCGGGGUCUGUUUUGGUGAUGACCUUUUGGCCCGCUGUCCGAGAUGACAACCGGAGGAUCGCGCUGGCGACCGUGGGGGCCAUUGUUCUGCUGCACGCCCUGCUGGCUGUCGGCUGUCUGGCGUACUUUUUUGAUGCCCCUGAACUGGAUUUUCCUGCACCUAUUAUCCCUGCUCACAAUGGAACAACAGCAAUAACAAAGCAUCAGUAAAUAAGGU